CAGAGUUCCCCACACGAGGGUUUCUUGGGCGAUGGGACGGGAUUGAAAACAAGAAUCAGACUCCGCUUCCGUGGCCAUACCUUUCUCUUCCAAUGUUCCAGCACUCGAUCGCUCCUCUUGUAAAUAAAGAGCUAAUGAAGCCCACUCGCGCGACCGGGCACGAGCCCAUGCCUGAAAAUUUAAAAAAGGUUUUGCUUCCCGAUGCUCCGCGUCGCCCGACCAGACCCUCCCGCAGACGCAAGGAUGUGGUUGCAUCGUGCACCUUCAACAAAAUGCGCGUCAGAGUCCGCAGGAAAUGUUUGGGCUCGAGGGCUUUGUCUUCGGAGUUGUCUCUUGGAACGUGCUCUGUCAGCAACCAAACGGAUAACUUCUUUUUCUUUUGUUACAACGUCAGCCAGUGCGGAAGUAACACAACGAUGAUCAACAAUCGGGUGGUGUACUCAAACACACUGCACUUUACCCCCGAAGCACCCAAAUCACUCAUUCGGACGGCCGUGCCCUUCAGUCUGCCAAUUUUCUGCCACUACAACAGGUUCCACUACUCCUACAAGAUUGGAUACCUGCCAGAGAUCAAGACGCACCAGUUCUUCAAGAGCAUGCAGCCGAGCAGCGACUUCACGCUCAGUGCCUGCAACGCUCGAUGGGAGCGGCUCCCCGCGGCGCGCGGCUACGUCAUCGGCAGCCCCAUGUACUUCGAGGCCCGCUCGCCGCCCGUCUCCAGGGACCAGAGGCUCUUCGUCAGCUUCUGUUACGCCACCCCGUCCCGGGAGCUUGCCGGUGCUCUCCGCUUCGCGGUGAUAGAGAACUCUGGGUGCAUGUCACACAACAACGGCGCCGGCAGCCGGUCCAGGUUCGUCCGUCACAAACGGGACGUCCUGAGGUUCGAGGUAGAAGCCUUCGUCUUCGAGGGAGUGGCGGAUGAGCGUCUCUACAUGCACUGUGAGAUGUUUGUGGCCAACCAUUUUGCGACUGAAAUCGCCAAGUCCUGCACCUACAACUCGACGACAGGCAGGUGGGAGGAGCUAUACGGCGACACCCAGGUGUGCACCUGCUGCAACUCCACCUGCAUCAGCUCUGCGUCAGCGGCUGAACUUCCUGCCACCAAGAAGAUUGUCACCAGCGGCUCCUGGGUGCUGGAACCCGACAGUGGAGCGGUUUUGGGGGAGGCCACUGUGGAGUGGGACAAGCCGCCACGCCCUGAGACCAAGUCCGUGACUGAGGCGCUGGCUAUAGUGACCGAGCCAGAGAUCAGGAGAUGGACUGAGCCAGAGACUACGAUAGAGACUGACCCAGAGAUCAUGAGAUGGACUGAGCCCGAGACUACGAUAGAGACCGACUCAGAGAUCAUGAGAUGGCCUGAGCCAGAGACUACGAUAGAGACCGACUCAGAGAUCAUGAGAUGGCCUGAGCCAGAGACUACGAUAGAGACCGACUCAGAGAUCAUGAGAUGGCCUGAGCCAGAGACUACGAUAGAGACCGACUCGGAGAUCUUAAGAUGGACUGAGCCAGAGACUACGAUGGUGACUGAGCCAGAGAUCAGGAGAUUGACUGAGCCCAAGGCUACGAUGGUGACUGAGACAGAGAUCAGGAGAUUGACUGAGCCCAAGGCUACGAUGGUGACUGAGCCAGAGAUCAGGAGAUGGACUCAGCCCAAGGCUACGAUGGUGACUGAGCCAGUGACUCCCCCAGAGGUUAAGAGGUGGCCUGAUAAGGUGCCCAAGGGGAAGCCGGUGAAAGGGUCCGCUGUCAAGGAAGCAGAGAAGGGAUCCGUGCCUCGCCUGUCAUUCAAGGAAGUCUUCGGGAUCCCCUGACUCUGGUGCCUUCUGUUCCGUGGAUUUUGAUUUGAGCCAAUAAAACUUUAAAAAGGGUCAGUGUCUCAUCUGUCGUUCUCCACGCUCAGCUCAGACUCCGUGUCUGCAUUUCCUCCCCAGUCCUUCUGCCGCGACUCAAGCUUCCAUGUGACUGCUGGUCCAUGUUCCCCCCUCUCAGGUGCACUGCUCUGGAAAGUCUGGAUGUGUUGUUUCUCAGAUUUCUGGAGGUUUGUGGGGAAACGUCAAAAACAAAUAUGUAAAUGCGUUGAAGGUGUUUCUGGGGGUCUGGCCUGGGACA
This is a messenger RNA of Anguilla anguilla (European eel), 2109 nucleotides long. It is a transcript of the gene zp3d.2, whose product is annotated as zona pellucida glycoprotein 3d tandem duplicate 2. Gene Ontology annotation, cellular component: extracellular matrix. The transcript has 9 exons. Lineage: Eukaryota; Metazoa; Chordata; Actinopteri; Anguilliformes; Anguillidae. Gene Ontology annotation, biological process: positive regulation of acrosome reaction; egg coat formation; binding of sperm to zona pellucida. Gene Ontology annotation, molecular function: acrosin binding. The record is from RefSeq and is a predicted model, not a curated record. Bases 93 to 1811 code for a protein of 572 amino acids.